Messenger RNA from Anastrepha ludens (Mexican fruit fly), 2726 nucleotides. RefSeq names its product crossover junction endonuclease EME1 (gene mms4). The coding region runs from base 95 to 1024 and encodes 309 amino acids. Gene Ontology annotation, cellular component: nucleus; Holliday junction resolvase complex. The record is from RefSeq and is a predicted model, not a curated record. Gene Ontology annotation, biological process: replication fork processing; mitotic intra-S DNA damage checkpoint signaling; double-strand break repair. The transcript has a single exon. Lineage: Eukaryota; Metazoa; Arthropoda; Insecta; Diptera; Tephritidae.
ACGCUAAAAUAUCUUUGGCGCCAACGCAGGCAAUUAGUAUUCAAGAAAAUAACUUAAGUGAAUAAAAUCGAGCACAUAUUUUAAACAAAAACAAAUGGACACUAAAGCGAAUAAAUUACAUAAAAAGGCAAUACGUGACCAGCAAAAACGCAUGAAACCUGGAGAAUGUCAGAAGUAUGUGCGCCUAGUUUUGGACAACGAGAUACUAUUUACCAGCACUACAGGUCUUGGAAGCCAUUUACAAUCAGAAAUAGAGCAACAUCAGCUGAAAUAUGUAGUCCGUAGCUUGCCAGCUAAAAUGUCUAUAUUGUGGGAACGCCAAUCAGGACAACACGAAUUAAAACCCACAGAUAAUGCAGCACAGUCUUUGAGUGCUCAGUGGGAAAUGGAGAAUCAAGUUAUCCAGUUCCACACUGCAGAUGAGCUAAAGAAAAAUACAACAGUAGAUCAAAUCGCUCAAAGUCUCCAAACACUUUUCCCCAACGCGAAACCCACGGUAGCGGUAUUGACCCAGGGCGAUAAAAACUCAGAUUCAAGUACACUUACGGCUGCGCUCAUAGACUUACAAGUAAUACACCAAGUAGCAACCUUGGAGAUACCUCCCGUAGCCAGCGAAGUAGCGGCAAUGUUACAUCGUUUCACCAAAGCCAUUGCAGAAGCACCAUACAAGCAACAAAAGUCCGAACACUUGGACACAUUCAAGAAAUUCCUGGCGAACGAUAAGAAACAAUGUGUACGCGUGGUGGGAACCAGCGGUUUUGGACGUCUGUGGCAACAACACUUGAAUCGCUUACCUUUGGUUACCUUGGAAGUAGCGGAAACUAUAAUCGCUCAGUAUCCAUGCCCAAAGCGACUUUUGGACGCAUAUGAACGGGAUGCGGAAGAAGAGAAAAACAGAAUAGCCGAUUUAAAGAUCAACCGUGGUGGCCCGCAACCAUUUCAAGCAGAUAGACGCAUCGGAAACGUGCUAAGCGGAAAAUUACAUCUACUAUAUACUAGCAGAGAUCCAAAUGCGAUUAUUUAAUAUUUUUUAAGGUGACACCUGCAAUUACACUAUAGAAAAUGACUCAUACACUAACAUAUUUACAUAAGAGAAUUUAUAUAAGUUUUAUAUAUUUCAUUUGUUUAUUUACUUGCGUUCUUAACAUUAGUCAUAUAUUAACAUUAGGCUUCUCAUAUAUGUACGUACGUAAUUAGUCAUUUGGUCAUUAAUAUUAAUAUUGAUUUAAUGUAGUUCCUAAGACUAAAUAUUUUUAAGUAUAAUAAUUAUUAAAUAUAAUACCAUAAUACCGUAAGUUAGAAUAUUAUUUGAUUAUACACAAUUGCUAAUAGUAUUUAUUAAUUAUAAUUAAAAAUCACAUAUUUGCAUAUUCCGUAAUUUUGUUAAAAAUAUUCACUAAUUUUUUGCUAUCUUUGUAGUAUAUAUUUGCUUAAGUAAUUUGACAAAUUGUACAUUGAAAACGCUGUGGCCACGACCGGCUGCCAAUAAAUUUGUGAGAUACUCGUAUUAAUAAUUUUUUGUUUUUGGUAAUUUCUGUCAUCCCUAAGCGAUUGCUCGCGUUCAGUAAAAAUAUAAUAAGCAAUAGAAAUGUAUGUAUUUGUAUAAUUAGGUGUUUAGAAAAAAAAAAUAACUGUCUUAAGAAGUGUACAUACACAUAUGCAGACAUUAAUGGAGUAUUAAAAUCUUAGCUAGUUGUUUAACUGUUUUUUUUCUUGUAUAUCCGGUUUUCUUGCCAAGUUGAUAAUAAUUUGGAGAGAAAGUUUGGGCUGCACAUAAAUUAAAGGACUAGCAAAAAGUUUUAAUCAGCGAAGGGUACCAUCUGGCGCAAGUCUUCCACCUCAGCGAUAGCGAAUUCAUACAUUUCCUGGGGCAUCCUUUAUUUAAACAAAAGCAGAUGGUAGUUUUUCACGAACCUGUUGAUAUUGUAGGCAUUUAGAAUUGAAUCCGUUUUUUUUUUUUUUUGGUACGAAUUGGUUUUAAAUGCUGUUCAGUUGCGGAUUUAUACUUUGAAUUUGAGUUGAAUUCUGACAGGUAAUUUAGCAAAUUGUGUGAAAAAUUUGAUAUGUAGGCCAGACUUUGAUCUUAGGCAAGCCAACCAACUAAUGUUAUGUAGCAAAUGUGCACGAAUUAUGAAACGAUCGAAUAUUUUGCCUAUAAAUAAUUUUUAUGUAUGUAUAUAUUUUUUGGGAUUUUAAGGAAAUAUACUAUAUAUUAAUCUAAUUGGCCGAAAAUUUGUACAAUUUUCAUACAGUAAAAUUAAGUUCGUUGGCGUUUUAGCAGGGUGUGGAAUGCACUCCAUUCGAGUUUUUAGUUUUUUUUUUUACAUCUUUUGAAAAGCCCAGUUCUAGUUUUUUUGUUUUAGCAUGAAAUAUAUGGCUAUGUCAUGGCUAUUAUUUUUUAUGAAUUGAUUUACUACAUUUGGCUAAUUUACGCUUACUGUAUAUGUUUUUAUGUGUAAAAAGUUUAAUGAAUGAAUGUAUGUUUUUUUAAAUACUUGUAUAAAUGAUUUAUUAUUUUUUUUUACAAGUUGGUAUAUAUGUAUAUUAUUUCGAUAAAUUGUCAACAAAGCAAACACUGAAAUAAAAAAAAACUUAAAAUAUAAAAAUAAAAUACACAAAUUUACAUUGUAAGAAAUAUAUAUAAUAUUAUGAAGACAUAAAUGUUUGUGGAAAAACUUAAUUACAAAAAUACAUAAAAAACCAAACUAAUUUUAUAUAUACAUGAA